GGAGUUAUCAUUUCGAGUCGAGCGUUUAACGCGAGAACUUCUCUGAGUAUUUUAAUUUUUCCACUUUGUUAUUUACGUGCGUCGUAUAAAUAAUUGAAUAAAAUGUCGAGUGUCGGUUUAUAUCAACAUUAUCCCGCUCAACAACAACAACAGGCUUUCGAGCCCAAACCCAUGUCCAAGACCAUGCAGUACCGAAAAGUGAUGAAGCCACUACUGGAACGUAAAAGGCGCGCCAGGAUUAAUCGGUGUCUGGAUGAGUUAAAGGAUUUAAUGGUGUCCGCUUUGGCGAUGGAAGAAGAAAACGUCACCAAGCUAGAAAAAGCUGAUAUUCUGGAAAUUACAGUUGCCCAUCUACAAAAACUAAAACGCCAGAAGCAGCUUACUUCCAGUCCGGUUGUCGAGGCAGACAGAUUCCGUGCUGGAUACACCAGUUGCGCCAAAGAAGUGUCUAAAGUAUUGGCGUCCACUCCAGGAGUCGAUAUCCAUCUUGGUACCAAACUGAUGACCCAUUUAGGUUACCAGUUGAACGAUAUGGAUAGUUGCGGUAGCCAGCAAACGCCUUUGGUAGUCAAGGUGGGUCCUUCAAGCGCUUCUAGUGAGGAGUCCUACCAUCAUGGUCAUUACCAAAUGCCCAUGACCCCACCUUCAUCAAGGGGUAGUCCUUCACCUUUGAAUAUUAGUUGUGAAAGUAGUGAAAAAGUUUGGAGGCCCUGGUAAACAGCUCAUAAUUAAUUAUUUAAUGUUGCUGCAUAGCUUUAAUUCUUAAUGCUCAAUUUAAAUAACUAGAAGAAUUUCUUUUUUUAAACUAAUGUAUCAUUUGCUUUAAUUUUUUUUGCUUUAAACUUAAAAUUAUAUAAUUUCUUAUUGAAUGUGUCUUUUAAAGAUUUUUAUUGCUUUUGUUAAUGAUCUUUUUUUUUGUUAAACUGUGAUAGUAGCUACAAAUGUGUCUUAUAGAAAAGAGAACUGUAAAAUACUUUAUAAGUACAAAUUGUGUAAU
This is a messenger RNA of Anthonomus grandis grandis, 997 nucleotides long. Its product is annotated as enhancer of split m7 protein-like. The coding region runs from base 103 to 717 and encodes 204 amino acids. The transcript has a single exon. The record is from RefSeq and is a predicted model, not a curated record. Gene Ontology annotation, molecular function: RNA polymerase II cis-regulatory region sequence-specific DNA binding; DNA-binding transcription factor activity, RNA polymerase II-specific; protein dimerization activity. Gene Ontology annotation, biological process: anterior/posterior pattern specification; regulation of transcription by RNA polymerase II; regulation of neurogenesis. Gene Ontology annotation, cellular component: nucleus. Lineage: Eukaryota; Metazoa; Arthropoda; Insecta; Coleoptera; Curculionidae.